CUUUCAUUUGUCCUAUAAGUUCAUUCAGAUUCACCUGCAUUCGAGAAUGUCCAUACUCCGAGCGACUAUACGUCCCCGCCCGCUCCAUCGGGCCUUUACCAGGCAUAACUCUCAGCUCGCUGCCAGGUUAGCUCCAAGCGCAAUCAGUGGCUCAGCGAGCCCUAUCCAACAGCUAUACGACUUGCGGGAGAUCGAUAAACUUACCGCCUCCGUUGCUAAGUCUUCUCCCAGCAAUGUUAACCACCCCUCUCCCCUCGUCAUGCGAGCGCUGCCCGCUCCAUGGUUAUCCGCUUCUCAGCCCAACCUUGCUAGCCAAGGAUCAAAAGAUGACCUCGAAGUUGAUGCCAAGAGUGUAGAGGAGGCGCAAAAGUCUUUGGGGCCCAAGCAUAUGAGCGAAAGCUAUACUACUUUUGACUUGCCUUUAGCUAGCGAUGCGGGCCUGUAUGACCGCUAUGUGAAUACCUCAGGAGGUUUUAGAAUGGGCAAGCUGUUGGAACACCUCGACUCUCUGGCCGGUGCGGUCGCAUACCGCCAUGCCCUCCCUACCCCAACGAGCUCCGCCGCCUCCGCCUUCCACGAAGCCUCCGCCAAAGCCGGUCUUUACCUCGCUACAGCCAGCGCCGACAGAUUAGACAUGUUUGGCCGCCUGAACAAGGAGAAUGUGCGAGACCUCAAAUUUUCUGGCUUUGUGACCUGGACAGGAAGCUCGAGUAUGGAAGUGGUCGUGAAGAUGGAGGGCUCGAAUACGGAUAGUAGCUGGGAGACACUCAUGCUGGGGCGAUUCGUGAUGGUCUGCAGGGAUUCCAAGACGCAUAAGGCUAGGAAGAUUCCGCCUUUGGCUGUGGACAGAGACGAGGAGAAGAUUCUGUGGGCCAUUGGCGACGAGCAUCAGAAGAGGAGAAAGACGACCGCUCUGAACGCCCUGGACAAGGUUCCUCCAUCAUCAAAGGAAGCCGGAGAUCUCCACGAGCUUAUGCUGAAGGUGCAAGAGGCCAAGGAUGGCAAGAUUGACGGCCAAGAAAUUGUACAGAUGAAAGACACAGAAAUUGAGACCGUGCAGCUUAUGCACCCUCAAGAUCGUAAUCUUCACGGCAAGGUCUUUGGUGGUAUCUUGAUGCGCCUUGCUUUGUGAGGCAUUGCCUAUAGCCGGGGUGUCAUGACUGACAUGUCAUAGCGAGCUCUGCUUCACCAACGCCUCGCUUUUCGCCCAAGGCCCACUCCGCUUCUUGGCCCUAGACCAGAUCACUUUCAAGCUGCCCGUCCCCAUCGGAGCCGUCUUGAGACUCACGUCCAAGAUCGUCAACACCACUCAGCCUCACGAAGGCGCUGACGGAGAGGCAAAGGUGCAUAUAGUAGUCAAAGCCGAAGUCGAGGAGGUCGAAACUGGGAUCCGACGGGAAACCAACACAUUCUUCUUCACCAUGGCCAAGGGUGGGAGAGAACCUAUCGGAAAGAUGGUCGUCCCUUCUACAUACCAAGAGACCAUGUACUACUUGGAAGGGAAGAGAAGGUUGCAGCUGGGUGACGAGAUGAGGAGACUGUAUCUUGGAGAGAGGGCUGGAGCAGUCGGAGACGCAUCUUAAUACUUUUUCUGUGCAUGCAUGUGAUGAGC
Molecule: messenger RNA, 1612 nt
Organism: Cryptococcus amylolentus CBS 6039
Lineage: Eukaryota; Fungi; Basidiomycota; Tremellomycetes; Tremellales; Cryptococcaceae
Exons: 8
Coding region: 47-1132 (361 amino acids)
Biological process (GO): acyl-CoA metabolic process
Cellular component (GO): mitochondrion
Molecular function (GO): fatty acyl-CoA hydrolase activity
Source: RefSeq, a predicted model, not a curated record